ACAGUACAGUAACAAAUGUGAAAAUUGUCGCACGUGGAAUAUUAGAAAAUUUGGUGAUACAAUUGAUGUCGGACGUAUUUUCGAUACUACUUUUUAAACUGUCCAGCCAUAAACAUUUCAAAAGAAAAAAUUGAAAUUUGUGUUUUAAAAUAAUUCGCUUUGUAAACUCGACCGGUGCAAGCUCUUGGACGCUGCGGCAUGGCGUUCUCUACGCAGAAAGAAUUUUUCCAUGUGCCGUUUAUGAACGAGACGCUUGAGUUUGAUUGCCAGGACGCUUGUGUUAAGUUAAAAAGCUAUCCAUCUACAUUCGAUGAUCGCUCGUGGUCAGCCGAUGAGGACAAAAAGUCACGUUUUGUGUCCGAUCUGGUAGCUUGCAAUACACCGUUAAUUUUGCGCCAAGAUGACGGGAGUGGUGGCCCCGGCGGUGGCGCACCUGGUGGCAGAGCGGGUUAUGGGCCUGGCGGCAGAGCUGCCAGUGGACCUGGAGGCAGAGGUCGCACCGGACCUGAUUAUGAUGGACCAACUGGCGGCAAAGCGGGAAAGCCUGGUCAGAGAGGGCAGGACUAUGGUAGAGCACCUACGGGUAAGCGUGGACAGGGGCCCGGGGGCUACGGAGAUCCAGGACAGCAAGGACCAGGUGGUCGGGGUGGUCCGGGUGAAGGCCAAGGCCCAGGUGGACGAAGCAAAGGGGGUCCUGGACAGGCAAGCCAGGGCCCGGGAGGCCGGGGAGGAGGUCCAGGACAGGGCCCAGGUCGUUAUGGUGGUCCCGGAGCAGAUGGGCAGGGUCCAGGUGGAUGGGGUGGUGGUGGUCCCGGCCAGGGACGACAGGCUGGUCGACGUGGUUCUAGCGUUCCUGGACAGGGUGGUGAUCGGGACGGUUACGGAGGACCGGAAGGGGCAGGUCCAGGUCAGGGUCCAGGUGGUCGAGGUGUCGCUGGACCAGGUCAGGCUGGAUAUGGAGGUCCGGGGCAGGGAGGCCAAGGGCCUGGCGGUCGGGGCGGAACUGGGCAGGGCCCGAAUGAAUAUGGUGUUCCGGGACAACAGAGACAGGGGCAAGGAGGUCCAGGACAAGGAGGUCGAGGCGGGCCUGGCCCAGACCAGGGACAGGGCCAGGGACCAGGGGGUCGAGGUGGACCUGGGCCAGGGCAAGAGGGCCAAGGGCCAGGCGGACGUGGGGGACCUGGACCAGGUCAGGUCGGAUAUGGAGCUCCAGGACCAGGACAGGCUGGCUAUGGUGGUCCGGGUCAACAAGGCCAGGGGCCAGGAGGUCCUGGUCAACAGGGACAGGGGCCAGGUAGUCCGGGUCAACAGGGCCAGGGGCCAAGGGGUCCGGGCCAACAGGGAGAAGGGCCAGGACAGGCCGGCUAUGGCGGACAGGGUCAGGGGCCAGGUGGUCCGGGCCAGGGACCAGGCGGUCGAGGAGCAGCUGGGCCAGGAUCAGAUGGCCAGGGACCAGGAGGUCGUGGUGGAGCUGGGCCGGACCAGGCCGGUUAUGGUGGUCCGGGUCAAGACGGCCAGGGGCCAGGUGGUCGAGGAGCAGCUAGGCCAGGACAAGAAGGCCAGGGACCAGGCGGUCGGGGACCUGCUCCAGGUCAGGCCAGCUAUGGAGGCCCGGGUCAGCAAGGCGAAGGGUCAGGUGGUCCGGGCCAAAGGCCAGGUGGUCCGGGUCAACAAGGCCAAGGGCCAGGUGGUCCGGGUCAACAAGGUCAAGGGCCAGGUGGUCCGGGUCAACAAGGCCAAGGGCCAGGUGGUCCGGGUCAACAAGGCCAAGGGCCAGGCGGUCGAGGCGGAGCUGGGCCCGGCCAAGCAGGUUAUGGAGGUCCGGGUCAACAGGGCCAAGGAGGUACAGAUCAACAGGGCCAGGGCCCUGGAGGUCGAGGUGGAGCUGGCCCUGGUCAGCCUGGCUAUGGACAGGACGGUCAGGGUCCAGGCGGUCGGGGAGGUCCUGCUACAGGCCAGGCCGGUUAUGGUGGUCCGGGUCAACAGGGCCAGGGGCCAGGUGGUCCGGGUCAACAGGGCCAGGGGCCAGGUGGUGCGGGUCAACCGGAUCAGGGCCCAGGAGGUCGAGGCGGAGCUGGCCCAGGUCAGCCUACCUAUGGACAAGACGGUCAGGGUCCAGGCGGUCGGGGAGCUCCUGCUACAGGUCAGGCUGGAUAUGGUGGACCGGGACAACAGGGCCAAGGGCCAGGUGGUCCGGGUCAACAGGGCCAAGGUCCGGGUGGUUCGGGUCAACAGGGUCAAGGGCCAGGUGGUCCGGGCCAACAGGGCCAAGGGCCAGGUGGUCCGGGUCAACAGGGCCAGGGCCCAGGAGGUCGAGGCGGACCUGCUCCUGGCCAGGCCGGCUAUGGAGGUCCUGGACAGGCAGGCCAAGGGCCAGGAGGUCCAGGUCAACAGGGCCAAGGGCCAGGUGAUCGAGGCGUAGCUGGGCCAGCCCAAUCCGGAUAUGGAGGUCCAGGACAACAGGGACAAGGUCGAGGUGGACCUGGUCAACAAGGCCAGGGCCCAGGUGGUCAGGGUCAGGGGCCAGGAGGUCCUGGUCAACAAGGCCAAGGUGCAGGUGGUCGAGGUGGACCUGGGCCAGGCCAGGCCGGCUAUGGAAGUCCUGGUCAACAGGGACAGGGGCCAGGUGGUCAAGGUGGAGCUGGGCCGGGCCAGGCCGGCUAUGGAGGUCCUGGUCAACAGGGACAGGGGCCAGGUGGUCAAGGUGGAGCUGGGCCGGGCCAGGCCGCUUAUGGAGGUCCAGGACAAGGACAGGGGCCUGGAGGUGCAGGUCAACAAGGCCAGGGUCCAGGUGGUCGUGGAGGACCUGGGCCAGGGCAGGCCGGCUAUGGAGCUCCUGGACAACAAAGCCAGGGGCCAGGAGGUCCUGGUCAACAAGGCCAGGGGCCAGGUGAUCGAGGCGUAGCUGGGCCAGCCCAAGCCGGUUAUGGAGGUCCAGGGCAAGAGGCACAGGAUCGAGGCGGACCCGGGCCAGGUCAGACUGGCUAUGGAGGUCCGGGUCAACAAGGCCAGGGCCCAGGUGGUCAGGGUCAAGGGCCAGGAGGUCCGGGUCAACAAGGCCAGGGGCCAGGCGCACGAGGUGGGCCUGCACCAGGCCAGGCCGGCUUGGCAGGACCAGGACAAGAGGGACCGGGGCGAGGAGGACCCGGACCAGGCCAGGCCGGCUAUGGAGGACCGGGUCAACAAGGCCAGGGGCCAGGUGGUCGCGGUGGACCUGUUCCAGGUCAGCCUGGAUAUGGAGCUCCAGGACAAGAUCAGGGGCCAGGAGGACGAGGUGGUCCUGGUCCAGGUCAAGCUGGAUAUGGAGGUCCAGGACAAGAGGGUCAGGUUCGUGGAGGACCCGGGCCAGGUCAGGCUGGCUAUGGAGGUCCGGGUCAACAAGGCCAAGGCCCAGGUGGUCAGGGUCAGGGGCCAGGAGGUCCGGGUCAACAAGGCCAGGGGCCAGGCGCUCGAGGUGGGCCUGCACCAGGCCAGGCCGGCUUGGCAGGACCAGGACAAGAGGGACCAGGGCGAGGAGGACCCGGACCAGGCCAGGCCGGCUAUGGAGGACCGGGUCAACAAGGCCAGGGGCCAGGUGGUCGAGGGGGACCUGGUCAACAGGGCCAGGGGCCGGGAGGUCAAGGACCUAUGGCGGGCCAAGCCGGAUAUGGCGGUCCGGGACAAGAAGGCCAGGGGCCAGGAGGUCGUGGUGGACCUGGUCCAGGUCAGGCCGGAUAUGGUCCAGGACAAGAAGCACAGGGUCGAGGAGGACCUGGGCCAGGCCAGGCUGGCUAUGGAGGUCCGGGUCAACAAGGCCAAGGCCCAGGUGGUCAGGGUCAGGGGCCAGGAGGUCCGGGUCAACAAGGCCUGGGGCCAGGCGCUCGAGGUGGACCUGGGCCAGGCCAGGCCGGCUUGGCAGGUCCAGGACAAGAGGGACCAGGGCGAGGAGGACCCGGACCAGGCCAGGCCGGCUAUGGAGGACCGGGUCAACAAGGCCAGGGGCCAGGUGGUCGAGGGGGACCUGGACCUGGUCAACAGGGCCAGGGGCCGGGAGGUCAAGGACCUAUGGCGGGCCAAGCAGGAUAUGGCGGUCCGGGACAAGAAGGCCAGGGGCCAGGAGGUCGUGGUGGACCUGGUCCAGGUCAGGCCGGAUAUGGUCCAGGACAAGAAGCACAGGGUCGAGGCGGACCUGGGCCAGGCCAGGCUGGCUAUGGAGGUCCGGGUCAACAAGGCCAAGGCCCAGGUGGUCAGGGUCAGGGGCCAGGAGGUCCGGGUCAACAAGGCCAGGGGCCAGGCGCUCGAGGUGGGCCUGCACCAGGCCAGGCCGGCUUGGCAGGACCAGGACAAGAGGGACCAGGGCGAGGAGGACCCGGACCAGGACAGGCUGGCUAUGGAGGACCGGGUCAACAAGGCCAGGGGCCAGGAGGUCGAGGAGGACCUGGACCUGGUCAACAGGGCCAGGGGCCGGGUGGUCAAGGACCUAUGGCGGGCCAAGCAGGAUAUGGUGGUCCGGGACAAGAAGGCCAGGGGCCAGGAGGUCGUGGUGGACCUGGUCCAGGUCAGGCCGGAUAUGGUCCAGGACAAGAAGCACAGGGUCGAGGCGGACCUGGGCCAGGCCAGGCUGGCUAUGGAGGUCCGGGUCAACAAGGCCAAGGCCCAGGUGGUCAGGGUCAGGGGCCAGGAGGUCCGGGUCAACAAGGCCAGGGGCCAGGCGCUCGAGGUGGGCCUGCACCAGGCCAGGCCGGCUUGGCAGGACCAGGACAAGAGGGACCAGGGCGAGGAGGACCCGGACCAGGACAGGCUGGCUAUGGAGGUCCGGGUCAACAAGGCCAGGGGCCAGGCGCUCGAGGCGCACCUGUUCCUGGACAAGCCGGAUAUGGAGGUCCGGGACAAGAGGGUCAGGGUCCAGGCGGUCGAGGCGGGCCCGUUCCAGGCCAGGCCGGUUAUGUUGGUCCCGGAAAAGAGGGUCAGGGUCCUGCCGGUAGAGGUCAAGAAGGGCAAGAGCCAGGCCCAGGUGGUCGAGGAGAACCUAUGCCAGGACAAGCCGGAUAUGGAGGUGCUGGAAAAGAAGCCCAGGGUCCAGGAGGUCGAGGCGGGCCUGGGCCAGGACAAGCCGGAUAUGGUGGUCCAGGUCAAGAGGGUCAGGGUCCAGGCGGUCGAGCCGGACCAAUGCCAGGACAAGCUGGAUAUGGAGGUCCUGGAAGAGAAGGCCAGGGUCCAGGAGGUCGAGGCGGACCUGGGCCAGGACAAGUCGGAUAUGGUGCUCCAGGACAAGAGGGUCAGGGUCCAGGCGGUCGAGGCGGACCUGCUCCUGGACAAACCGGAUAUGGAGGUCCGGGACAAGAGGGCCAGGGUCCAGGCGGUCGAGGCGGGCCCGUUCCAGGCCAGGCCGGUUAUGUUGCUCCCGGAAAAGAGGCCCAGGGUCCUGUCGGUAGAGGUGGUGGUCCAGCCCAAGAAGGGCAAGGGGCAGGACCAGGUGGUCGAGGAGAACCUAUGCCAGGACAAGCCGGAUAUGGAGGUCCUGGAAAAGAAGGCCAGGGUCCAGGAGGUCGAGGCGGGCCUGGGCCAGGACAAGCCGGAUAUGGUGCUCCAGGACAAGAAGGUCAGGGUCCAGGUGGUCGAGCCGGACCAAUGCCAGGACAAGCCGGAUAUAGUGGUCCUGGAAGGGAGGGCCAGGCUCCAGGUGGUCGAGGGGGACCUGGACCAGGACAAGUCGGUUACGGAGGUCCGGGACAAGAGGGCCAGGGUCCAGGCGGUCGAGGCGGACCUGGUCCUGGACAAGCCGGAUAUGGAGGUCCCGGUCAAGAGGGUCAGGGUCCAGGCGGUCGAGGCGGACCUGGUCCUGGACAAGCUGGAUAUGGAGGUCCCGGACAAGAGGGUCAGGGUUUAGGCGGUCGAGGCGGACCUGGUCCUGGACAAGUCGGAUAUGGAGGUCCGGGACAAGAGGGCCAGAGUCCAGGCGGUCGAGGCGGACCUGGUCCUGGACAAGCCGGAUAUGGAGGUCCCGGACAAGAGGGUCAGGGUCCAGGUGGUCGAGCCGGACCAAUGCCAGGACAAGCCGGAUAUGGUGGUCCUGGAAGGGAGGGGCAGGCUCCAGGUGGUCGAGGGGGACCUGGACCAGGACAAGUCGGUUAUGGAGGUCCGGGACAAGAGGGCCAGGGUCCAGGCGGUCGAGGCGGACCUGGUCCUGGACAAGCCGGAUAUGGAGGUCCCGGACAAGAGGGUCAGGGUCCAGGUGGUCGAGGGGGACCUGGACCAGGACAAGUCGGUUAUGGAGGUCCGGGACAAGAAGGCCAGGGUCCAGGCGGUCGAGGCGGACCUGGGCCAGGACAGGCGGGUUAUGUUGGUCCUGGAAAAGAGGGCCAGGGUCCAGGCGGUCGAGGUGGUGGUCCAGGCCAAGAAGGGCAAGGGCCAGGGACAGGGCCAGGUGGUCGAGGAGAACCUAUGCCAGGGCAAGCCGGAUAUGGAGGUCCUGGAAAAGAAGGCCAGGGUCCAGGAGGUCGAGGCGGACCUGGGCCAGGUCAAGCCGGAUAUGGUGGUCCAGGACAAGAGGGUCAGGGUCCAGGCGGUCGAGCCGGGCCAAUGCCAGGACAAGCCGGAUAUGGUGGUCCUGGAAGGGAGGGCCAGGCGCCAGGUGGUCGAGGCGGACCUGGACCAGGACAAGUCGGUUAUGGAGGUCCGGGACAAGAGGGCCAGGGUCCAGGCGGUCGAGGCGGACCUGGCCCAGGACAAGCCGGAUAUGGUGGUCUAGGGCAAGAGGGUCAGGGUCCAGGCGGUCGAGCCGGGCCAAUGCCAGGACAAGCCGGUUAUGGUGGUCCCGGAAAAGAGGGCCAGGCUCAAGGUGGUCGAGGCGGACCUGGACCAGGACAAGCCGGCUAUGGAGGUCCGGGACAAGAAGGCCAGGGUCCAGGCGGUCGAGGCGGACUUGGGCCAGGACAGGCGGGUUAUGUUGGUCCCGGAAAAGAGGGCCAGGGUUCAGGCGGUCGAGGUGGUGGUCCAGGCCAAGAAGGGCAAGGGCCAUGGACAGGGCAAGGUGGUCGAGGAGAACCUAUGCCAGGACAAGCCGGAUAUGGAGGUCCUGGAAAAGAAGGCCAAGGUCCAGGUGGUCGAGGCGGACCUGGACCAGGACAAGCCGGAUAUGGUCCGGGACAAGAAGGUCAGGGUCCAGGCGGUCGAGGCGGACCUGGGCCAGGACAAGCCGGGUAUGGAGGUCCGGGACAAGAGGGUCAGGGUCCAGGAGGUCGAGCCGGACCAAUGCCAGGACAAGCCGGAUAUGGUGGUCCUGGAAGGGAGGGUCAGGCUCCAGGUGGACGAGGUGGGCCUGGACCAGGUCAAGCCGGAUAUGGAGGUCCGGGGCAGGAGGGCCAGGCUGCAGGUGGGCGAGGCGGACCCAGUCCAGGACAGACGGGAUAUAUUGGUCCCGGAAAAGAGGGCCAGGGUCCAGGCGGUCGAGGUGGUGGUCCCGGCCAAGAAGGGCAAGGGCCAGGGACAGGGCCAGGUGGUCGAGGAGAACCUAUGCCAGGACAAGCUGGAUAUGGAGGUCCUGGAAGAGAAGGGCAAGGUCCAGCAGGUCGGGGCGGACUUGGACCAGGACAAGCCGGAUAUGGUGGCCCGGGACAAGAAGGCCAGGGUCCAGGCGGUCGAGGCGGGCCUGGGCCAGGACAAGCCGGAUAUGGUGCUCCGGGGCAAGAGGGCCAGGGUCCAGGUGGUCGAGGCGGACCAGGGCCAGGGCAAGCCGGAUAUGGAGGUCCUGGACAAGGGCAAGGGCCUGGCGGUAGAGGCGGACUUGGCCCGGGUCAGGCCGGGUAUGUUGGUCCAGGACAAGAGGGCCAGGGUCCAGGUGGUCGAGGCGGACCAGGGCCAGGACAAGCCGGAUAUGGAGGUCCAGGCAGGGAGGGUCAGGCUCCAGGUGGACGAGGUGGACCUGGACCAGGACAAGCCGGAUAUGGAGGUCUGGGACAAGAGGGUCAGGGUCCAGGUGGUCGAGGCGGACCAGGGCCAGGACAAGCCGGAUUUGCAGGUCCGGGACAAGAGGGCCAGGGUCCAGGCGGUCGAGGCGGGCCCGUUCCAGGCCAGGCCGGUUAUGUUGGUCCCGGAAAAGAGGGCCAGGGUCCUGCCGGUAGAGGUCAAGAAGGGCAAGGGCCAGGACCAGGUGGUCGAGGAGAACCUAUGCCAGGACAAGCCGGAUAUGGAGGUCCUGGAAAAGAAGGCCUGGGUCCAGGAGGUCGAGGUGGACCUGGGCCAGGACAAGCCGGAUAUGGUGCUCCAGGACAAGAGGGCCAGGGUCCAGGUAGUCGAGGCGGACCGGGGCCAGGACAAGCCGGAUAUGGAGGUCCAGGACAAGGUCAAGGGCCAGGUGGUAGAGGCGGACUUGGCCCGGGUCAGGCCGGGUAUGUUGGUCCCGGAAAAGAGGGCCAGGGUCCUGGUCAGGCCGGCUUUGGAGGUCCAGGACAAGAAGGGCAGGGACCAGGUGGUAGACGCGGACCUGGACCAGGACAAGCUGGAUAUGGUGCCCCAGGACAAGAGGGCCAGGGUCCAGGUGGUCGAGGCGGACCAGGGCCAGGACAAGCCGGAUAUGGAGGUCCAGGGCAAGAGGGCCCGGGUCAGGCCGGGUAUGUUGGUCCCGGAAAAGAGGGCCAGGGUCCAGGUCGAGGUGGACCUGGGCCUGGUCAGGCCGGCUAUGGUGGUCCAGGACAAGGGCAGUGGCUAGGCGAUAGAGGCGGGCCUAUGCCAGGACAAGCUGGCUAUGGAGGUCUUGGUAAAGAAGGCCAGGGACCAGGCGGUCGAGGCGGACCCGUGCCAGGACAAGCUGGAUAUGGAGGUCCGGGACAAGAGGGCCAGGGUCCAGGCGGUCGAGGCGGACCUGGGCCAGGCCAAACCGGAUAUGGAGGUCCUGGACAAGGGCAAGGGCCUGGUGGUAGAGGCGGACUUGGCCCGGGUCAGGCAGGGUAUGUUGGUCCCGGAAGAGAGGGCCAGGGUCCAGGUCAGGCCGGCUUUGGAGGUACAGGACAAGAAGGGCAGGGACCAGGUGGUAGACGCGGACCUGCGCCAGGACAAGCCGGAUAUGGAGGUCCAGGGCAAGAGGGCCAGGGUCCAGGCGGACGAGGUGGACCUGGGCCAGGACAAGCCGGAUAUGGAGGUCCGGGACCAGAAGGUCAAGGACCAGGCGGUAGAGGCGGACUUGGCCCGGGUCAGGCCGGGUAUGUUGGUCCCGGAAAAGAGGGCCAGGGUCCAGGUCGAGGUGGACCUGUUCCAGGUCAGGCCGGAUAUGGUGCUCCAGGACAAGAAGGGCAAGGGCCAGGCGGUAGAGGCGGACCCAUGCCAGGACAACCUGGCUAUGGAGGUCCUGGGCAAGAGGGCCAGGGUCCUGGUGGUCGAGGCGGACCUGGCCCAGGCCAGGCCGGCUAUGCUGGUCCAGGACAAGAGGGCCAGGGUCCAGGUCGAGGUGGACCAGGGCCAGGUCAGGCUGGAUAUGGCGGUCCAGGACAAGAAGGGCAGUGGCCAGGUGGAAGAGGCGGACCCAUGCCAGGACAGCCCGGCUAUGGAGGUCCAGGAAGAGAAGGCCAGGGCCGAGGCGGACCUUUGCCAGGUCAAGCCGGAUAUGGAGGUCCUGGGCAAGAGGGCCAGGGUCCAGGCGGUCGAGGCGGACCUGGGCCAGGCCAGGCCGGGUAUAUUGGUCCCGGAAAGGAGGGCCAGGGUCCAGGUCGAGGUGGACCUGGGCCAGGUCAGGCUGGAUUUGGCGGUCCAGGACAAGAAGGGCAGUGGCCAGGUGGUAGAGGCGGACCCAUGCCAGGACAACUCGGCUAUGGAGGUCCUGGAAAAGAAGGCCAGGGCCGUGGCGGACCUUUGCCAGGUCAAGCCGGAUAUGGAGGUCUUGGGCAAGAGGGCCAGGGUCCUGGUGGUCGAGGCGGACCUGGGCCAGGCCAAGCCGGCUAUGCUGGUCCAGGACAAGAGGGCCAGGGUCCAGGUCGAGGUGGACCUGGGCCAGGUCAGGCUGGAUAUGGCGGUCCAGGACAAGAAGGGCAGUGGCCAGGUGGUAGAGGCGGACCCAUGCCAGGACAACUUGGCUAUGGAGGUCCUGGAAAAGAAGGCCAGGGCAGAGGCGGACCUUUGCCAGGUCAAGCCGGAUAUGGAGGUCUUGGGCAAGAGGGCCAGGGUCCUGGUGGUCGAGGCGGACCUGGCCCAGGCCAAGCCGGCUAUGCUGGUCCAGGACAAGAGGGCCAGGGUCCAGGUCGAGGUGGACCUGGGCCAGGUCAGGCUGGAUAUGGUGGUCCAGGACAAGGGCAGUGGCCAGGUGGAAGAGGCGGCCCUAUGCCAGGACAAGCCGGUGAUGGAAGUCUUGGAAAAGAAGCUCAGGGUCCUGGUGCUCGAAGCGGACCUGGUCCAGGUCAGGCCGGCUAUGGUGGUCCAGGACCAGGGCUAGGGCCAGGAGGCCGAGGUGGGCCUAUGCCAGGACAAGUCGGAUAUGGAGGUCCUGGACAAGAAGGCCAGGGUCCUGGUCGUCGAGGCGGACCUGGGCCAGGUCAGGCCGGCUAUGGUGGUCCAGGACAAGAAGGGCAGUGGCCAGGCGAUAGAGGCGGGCCUAUGCCAGGACAAGCUGGCUAUGGAGGUCUUGGUAAAGAAGGCCAGGGUCCAGGAGACCGAGGCGGACCUAUGCCAGGACAAGGUGUAUAUGGUGGUCCAGGACAGGAGGGCCAGGGUCCGGGCGGCCGAGGCGGACUUGUUCCAGGCCAGGCCGGUUAUGUUGGUCCCGGAAAAGAGGGCCAGGGCCCAGGUCGAGGUGGAACUGGGCCAGGCCAGGCCGGUUAUGGGGGUCCAGGACAAGGACAGUGGCCAGGGGAUAGAGGCGGGCCUAUGCCUGGACAACCCGGCUAUGGAGAAUUUGGAAAAGGUCAGGGCCCAGGAGGCCGAGGCGGACCUACGCCAGGACAAGCCGGAUAUGGAGGUCCAGGACAGGAGGGACAGGGGCCUGGUGGUCGAAGGCCUGGUCAGGCCGGCUAUGGUGGUCCAGGACAAGAAGGGCAGGGUCCAGGUGGUCGAGGCGGACCUGGUACAGGACGAGCUGGCUAUGGAGGUCCAGGACAAGAAACAAUGGGUCCCGGCGGUCGAGGUGGAGUUGGACAAGGUCAGGCCGGAUAUGGAGGGCCGGGGCAAGGGCCAGAAGGUCGCGGUGGGGCUGGUCCGGGGCAAGGGCCAGAAGGAAUUGGACCGGGCCAGGCCGGCUAUGGAGGUCCUGGAGCAGGUCAGGCCGGCUAUGGAGGUCCUGGAGCAGGUCAGGCCGGCUAUGGAGGACCAGGAGAAGAAGGAAUGCGUCCCGGAGGUCGCGCUGGCGCUGGACCAGGUCAAGCUGGAUAUGGCGGUCCAGGACAAGGGAUAGGUCCAGGCGGUCGAGAUGGAGCUGGGCCUGGCCAAGCCGGUUAUGGAGGUCCAGGACAAGAAGGAAUGGGUCCAGGUGGACGCGGCGGAGUUGGGCCAGGUCAGGCCGGAUAUAGAGGGCCGGGGCAAGGGCCAGAAGGAAUUGGACCAGGUCAGGCCGGCUAUGGAGGUCCUGGACCAGGUCAGGCCGGCUAUGGAGGUCCUGGACCAGGUCAGGCCGGCUAUGGAGGUCCUGGACCAGGUCAGGCUGGAUAUGGAGGGCCAGGAGAAGGUAUGGGUCUCGGAGGUCGCGUUGGCGCUGGACCAGGGCAGGCCGGAUAUGGCGGUCCGGGUCAGCAGGGUCAAGGACCAGGCGGCAUUGGUGUUACUGACAUAUCUGGACAAGACAGCGGUCGUGGAAGCUAUCCAGGUAGUGGUCGUGACGGUUACGGUGGUCCCGAUGGACAAGGAGGGCCUGGAGGUUUUGGUGGUCCCGGUGGACAGGGCCCUGGAGAUUUUGGUGGAUCCGGUAGACGGGGUCCUGGAGGUCCUGGAGGUCCUGGAGGUUCUGGAGGUUCUGGAGGUCCUGGAGGUCCUGGAGGUCCUGGAGGUCCUGGAGGUCCUGGAGGUCCUGGAGGUCCUGGAGGUCCUGGAGGUCCUGGAGGUCGUAGAGGUCGUGGAGGUCCUGAAGCACGCUCUGGUGGAAAACUUGUGGUGGGUGACAGCCUUAUCAACGCUGCGGACGACACCAUUGAAAACAUGAAGAAGGUAAUGAUUGACAACAAAUUACUCGACAAAGAUCUGGCCGAGACCCGAGAUCGCGUGGGCGGCACUAAAACAGGAAAUGCUGAACUCCAACGUAUAAUGGAACAGCGCUACGACCCCGAAAUGAGCAAGGUGUUUGAGAAUAAAAUUCAAGACCUAUCAGACGCUAGAAAGAUCGAUAACAACGAUGAGAGGGAUCUCAGACACAUCCAUAAAUCCGUCGAUGAUAUGAAUAAAUCUCAUGAUAUUCUCGAAUCGGAAAAUGCAAACCUUAGACGACUUCUGGAAAAGCAGUCCAGGCGAUGUUCGAUGGACAGCAUUAGGAUUGAUCCAGAAAAAAGCAACGAUGUCAAUUAUUUACAAAAUAAGAUCGACAAUAUGGGUAAGGAGUUGGCAAUACUGCGUCAAGCUGAGGACGAAUUUAUAAGAGCGGGGGGAGCCACGGAAGGCGGUUAUGGAGGUCUUGGUGGACCAGACAUGGAUGUUGACACACUUCAAACCAUGUUGGCUGAGCGUGAAUCACUACGCGCAAAGAUUAAAAACCUAGGUUCGCUCCAUAAUAAGGUUAAAGGUUCGAAGAAGAAGGUGUGCCUAGCAGAAUGUGCCUCUGCUGAUCUAGUCAAAAGUCUUAAUGAACAAAAUCAGUAUAUUUGUGACAUGGAGAAUGACAUUCAGGAAAUGCAGCAAUACUAUGAAACUGAGGUGGAGCAGUCCAAGUACAAUGAAGAAGUCCUUAAGUGCCGCUGCAAUGAGCUUCAACAACAAGUGGUGACCCUCCAGCCGGCGCUGCAGCGCGCGGACCUUAUGCAAAUGGAAAUCGAUGUUUUACGCAAUGAGCUGCGAAAACGUGACUUGGCUUUGAAUGCCUACGAUUGCCAGUACCAGCAGCUUAUGACCGUCAUCUGUGAGCUCAAUCAAAAGUACGGAAAUCAGCGUGGUGACUGUCCCUCAUUUGAUUUACCAGACUGUCCCGAUGUAGGCGAUGAUUUAGCCUUUUACACGAGCGCCACUUUGGAACUUAUCAUGGACGAAAUGAGCAAACAGGCUGAUUGCUUUAAGCAUAUGAACGAGGAUAAGUAUUCCGGCGGUCAGAAUAUCAACAAUUUAGAAGACUGCAUGAAUGAGCUGGAUCGACUGCGUAAUUUGUUAAAUGAAAAGGACGGCCAGUUGGGCGAUUUGAUUGAGGAGAAUGAGUGCAUGUGCGAAGCUGCUCUGCAAAGCAACAAGCGACUUAACCAAUUGGAUAAAAAGGUUCGUCAACUUGAUAAUGACACAAAGUAUAUGGAGGAAGGUAUGCGCGAGAGCAUUGGAUUAAUACAGGACAUUGGUGAUGUUGCCAGGGAAAACGAUAGGUUGAAGGAUAAAGUUAACAACUUGAAAGAAGCUGAACUUCAAGCUCUGACUGAUGAUUUGAAGAAACAGCUUGAGGAUUGCAUGAAGAGUAAACAACUUUGCGAAGAAAUAAAUAAAAGGUAUAGAGAAGCAUUGCAGGACCUUGGAGGGGAUCCUGACGCUAUUGAAAAAGAAGCUAAACAAAAAAUGGAGGAACAAUGGAAGGCCGAAGCAGCUGAGAAAGCGGCCGAAGAAGCUGAAAAAGCAGCCGAAGCUAAAAAAGCUGCCGAAGAAGUGAAAAAAGAAGCCGAAGAUGCUAAAUUUAAAGAAGAAGCAAAAUUGUACGAAAAAGUUAUGACACCGACAGGAAUAGUGGAAAGAUUGAUUGAGAAACCGGAAGGGGUGGCCAGACAGAUACCAGCUGAAAGACCAGAAGAAUCUGGAGCUAAGCCUGGUGCUGGUGAUACAGCAGAGAUUCAACCUAGUGCCAUGCCCACAGAUACAGCAGCUGAUCAACCAGGUGCGGGGCCACAGGAUAGAAUAGUCAGUCAACCAGGUGCAGAGCCACAGGAUAAAACAAGCGCGCAACCAGGUGCAAAGCCUCAAGAUACAGCCGCCGCCCAACCGGGUGGUAAGCCUCAAGAUACAGACGCCGCCCAACCGGGUGGUAAGCCUCAAGAUACAGCAGCUGCUCAACCGGGUGCUAAGCCACAAGAUACAGCAGCUGCUCAACCGGGUGUUAAGCCACAAGAUACAGCCGCCGCUCAACCGGGUGCUAAGCCUCAAGAUACAGCCGCCGCCCAACCGGGUGCUAAGCCUCAAGAUACAGCCGCCGCCCAACCGAGUGCUAAGCCACAAGAUACAGCCACCGCCCAACCGGGUGCUAAGCCACAAGAUACAGCCGCCGCCCAACCGGGUGCUAAGCCACAAGAUACAGCCGCCGCCCAACCGGGUGCUAAGCCACAAGAUGCGGCAGCUGCUCAACCGGGUGCUAAGCCUCAAGAUGCGGCAGCUGCUCAACCGGGUGCUAAGCCUCAAGAUGCGGCAGCCGCUCAACCGGGAGCUAAGCCUCAAGAUGCGGCAGCCGCUCAACAGGGAGCUAAGCCUCAAGAUACAGCCGCCGCUCAGCCGGGAGCUAAGCCUCAAGAUACAGCAGUCGCUCAGCCGGGUGCUAAGCCUCAAGAUACAGCAGGCGCUCAGCCGGGAGCUAAGCCUCAAGAUACAGCAGCCGCUCAGCCGGGUGCUAAGCCGCAAGAUACGGCAGCUAGUAAGCCAGGUGCAAAGCCUCAAGAUACGGCAGCUGCUCAACCGGGUGCAAAACCUCAAGAUACGGCAGCUGCUCAACCGGGUGCAAAACCUCAAGAUACGGCAGCUGCUCAACCGGGUGCAAAGCCCCAAGAUACGGCAGCUAGUAAACCCGGUGCAAAGCCCCAAGAUACAACAGCUGGUCAACCUGGUGCGAAGCCCCAAGAUACAGCAGGUGGUCAACCCGGUGCAAAGCCCCAAGAUACAGCAGGUGGUCAACCCGGUGCAAAGCCCCAAGAUACAGGUGGUAAACCUGGUGCUAAACCUGGAGCUCCUCAGGUCGAAAAAACUGGAGGAACCGGACAGACCGGCGGGAAACCUGCACAACCUUCUGACGCCUCUGGCGAUAAAGCUGGAGCACCUGGACCAGCCGGAAAACCUGCAGAUAAACCUCCAGCAGCCGGCAAACCUGGAGAUAAGCUAGUCGACAAGUCAGGAGCAGCUGCUCAACCUGCUGCUGCUUCUGCCGACAAGGCCGAAGCAGCUGGGAAAGCUGGACCUAAACCUGGCGAUAAGCCCGGAAGAGCCGCACAGCCGGCUAGUGCCGAUGAAGAUAAGGCUGGACAGAUUGAUGCUGGGCCUGGAGAUAAGGCUGGAGUAGCCGGACAACCUGAUGCUGGACCUGGAGAUAAACCCGGUGGAGCGGCUGGACAACCUAGCGAUAAGCCCGGAAGAGCCGGCGGCCCAGCUGGUCAACCUAGUGAUAAGCCCGGAAGAGCCGGCGGCCCAGCUGGUCAACCAGGAGCAACAGCUGGUGAUAAGGCCGGUGCCAAGACUGGCGAAGGAGCGGGUAGGCAACCAGGCGCUAGAGUCGGAGGAGGACCCGGAGCAGCAGAAAAAACUGGUACAAGGCCUGGGGACGCAGGCGGCGGCCAACCUGCCGCUAAGGCCGGUGCUGCUGGAGGGGGAACACGGCAGGAACCCAAAGGUCUUGCCCAAAAGCCUGGCUUGCGCGCACCAGGCAGAGAUAUAUACGGUGACGAUGGUGAUGACGGAACAGGUGUGAAACGCGGAGCAAAAGGUACUGGGCGCGGCAGAAAAAGUCAAAAACUAGAUGACACCACUGAAGAGCAGUUCGAUGAGUUUGUAAAGAAUACUGUAAAAACAUUAUCCGCCGGCGAGAUUGAUGGUGUUGGUUUGGAAAGGGAGUUGCGCAAGAUUUUGGAUAUGUUUAUCGAUGAGUGCGGAUUCUGUUUCUGCAAGUGCAACAUUCCGAAGAGCCGCUUCUAUGCUAUAUGUCACAAGCUCUACCAUCAUGGGCUGCACACCCUAGAGUUCAAAGAUUUGGCUUACAUGCAUAAGCGUAUCUUUGCUGCGGCAGAAAACAUUCUGCCUGGAUGUCUUUUCAAUAUGAUUAUGAAAGAUAUACUGGCCACUAAUCCACAGAGCCUAACACAGACGACCCCUUCAACUAACGUACCCGAAAAACAGUGUUGCACGUGCAAGAGCUCACUCUGUUGCGAUGACACUGAGGAAAAACUUAUGAUAAAGGUAAUGCGCCUUGAAAACGAUAUUGAGAAUGCCAAAUUAUGCUUGAAGAAUUUGAAAAAUAUUCCAUCGAAUCUCUCCAUACAUGAUUAUCGUAUUGAGGCUGGCGAUUGUCCGGCAAAGGACCGCGUCCUACGUUCUACGCGUGGGGGAAACUCCAUUACCAUUUACAAAGAAAUUAAGCAGGCCCGACGUGCUAAGAAGGGAUUUACUGCAAACAAUUAAAUAUUGCUUUUUAUUUUUGUGUUUUUCGUGUUGGGUUGGAUUCAAGUAAUACGUCCGAUUAACGUUUCUGAUAUUGUGAUCCAGCCAUAUAAAAUUCAUUGUGAAUUUAAAUAUUAAAUUAUUAAUUGUUAAA
Messenger RNA from Drosophila novamexicana, 16582 nucleotides. RefSeq names its product fibroin heavy chain-like. The record is from RefSeq and is a predicted model, not a curated record. The coding region runs from base 199 to 16449 and encodes 5416 amino acids. NCBI's taxonomy places the organism in Eukaryota, Metazoa, Arthropoda, Insecta, Diptera, Drosophilidae. The transcript has 6 exons.